Protopolystoma xenopodis is the source of this 825-nucleotide messenger RNA. NCBI's taxonomy places the organism in Eukaryota, Metazoa, Platyhelminthes, Monogenea, Polystomatidea, Polystomatidae. The record is from the annotation of a GenBank genome assembly.
AUGCCAUCUGAAAUUUUUAGCCACUCAUUCCUCAUCUCACCUUUAGCGGUCCCAAACGGCAAUAGAAUCUCGCUCUCACUUAUUCCUCUCCGCCCCAUCGUAGGCGUCUAUAUUAUUCUUCCUAGCCAGACGCUCUGCUGCCUAGCUAUCACAUGUUCUCAUAACUCUCUUCUCGGCCGCCUCACUAUCCCAACUUGUCUUUGCCGAACCUCUUCAUCAAAUGAACUAAGUAAGUGUAACAGGAUUACUCUACCAAAUUAUCAUGUAGAGUGGUCAGCUUCCUUCUCCUCUACGAUUUUUUCUCCUCUUCCUCUUUCUACUGGGCCGAUUUCAUUUUCUAUUCCAAAUUCCUCACAAAUUUCCCUCAACUCCUCUUCCCGGCAUCAAGGUGAAUCUAAACCUUCCUUCUCCUGUCUUUUGACUUUCUUAAUUUGGUUCUGUUGCCUCCUUGGGCUCUUAGUACGAUCCGCAUUUUUCUUCUUUUCACCCUUGCUAGAAGAUAUUCCUUCAACUCUUUCUCUCUUUCUUCUACUUCCGCGAAUGUGCCAUUCCUUGGCAGCAGGGCCAACUAUAAGUGUUGUUGGCGGAGUGCCUGAAGUCAUCAGAAGAAGUCUUUUUCAUCAGGUUUUGCAGAAUGAUUUCCGCGUAUCUUCGCAGAGAGAACAACAGAUGUUUUUAGAUCGUCAGCGUCGGUUUUCAAUGUCAACAAAAGCCAUCAGUGAGGGAUGUGCCAUUUCCCUGCUAACACCAGAACAGGUGCCUGAUUCUGGAUUCUCAGCUUCCAGUUGGGAAAGCCAGCGGAUGUCUCCUCAGAUGAUAAGGUAA